GAGGAAGAGGAAGAGGAAGAGGAAAAAGAUGGAAAAUCAGGAGCCGGAGGAAAACAAGUCUAGAGUUAUUAAGGUGGUGUCUGAGGAGUCAUGGGAUUUCUAUAUCAGCCAAGCCACCACCCAAGGCUGCCCUGUUGUUGUGCACUUCACUGCUGCAUGGUGCAUCCCCUCUGUGGCCAUGAACCAGUUUUUUGAAGAACUGGCUUCAAAUUACCCAGAUGCUCUGUUCCUCACUGUUGAUGUGGAUGAAGUUAAGGCGGUUGCGGUCAAAAUGGAAGUAAAGGCCAUGCCCACAUUUCUGCUGAUGAAGGAAGGAGCUCAGGUGGACAGGCUGGUGGGUGCCAAUCCAGAUGAGAUAAGGAAAAGGAUAGAUGCUUUGGUGCAGUCCUUUCGCGUGUAUGUAGCCUAGUGGGUUUAUGCAUACGCACAUAUAGAUAUAUAAUAGUGUAAAUAUGCGGUUGUGCUAUUCCAGACGAGGAUAUGGAUGACUAUGAGUGAAUGAUUUAAAUCCUAAAUUCCUAAUCAUCACUUU
Messenger RNA from Vitis vinifera (wine grape), 532 nucleotides. RefSeq names its product thioredoxin h (gene TRX). The record is from RefSeq and is marked provisional. Lineage: Eukaryota; Viridiplantae; Streptophyta; Magnoliopsida; Vitales; Vitaceae.